Molecule: messenger RNA, 5638 nt
Organism: Callorhinchus milii (elephant shark)
Lineage: Eukaryota; Metazoa; Chordata; Chondrichthyes; Chimaeriformes; Callorhinchidae
Gene: itsn1
Product: intersectin 1 (SH3 domain protein)
Exons: 42
Coding region: 40-5457 (1805 amino acids)
Biological process (GO): positive regulation of Rho protein signal transduction; intracellular signal transduction
Molecular function (GO): calcium ion binding; protein binding; guanyl-nucleotide exchange factor activity
Source: RefSeq, a predicted model, not a curated record
AUUGCAGGCAUCUGCUGGCUAGCUAAAAUUAAAGGAACCAUGGCUCAGUUUCCAACAGCUUUUGGGGGCGGCAUGGAUAUCUGUGCCAUUACGGUGGAAGAAAGAGCAAAACAUGACCAGCAAUUUCUUAGCAUUAAGCCGGCUGGAGGGCUGAUUACUGGUGACAUGGCCCGAAAUUUCUUUCUUCAGUCUGGAUUACCUCCACCGAUUCUUGCACAGAUAUGGGCCAUGGCUGAUCUGAACAAUGAUGGGAAGAUGGACCAGCUGGAAUUCUCUAUAGCUAUGAAACUAAUCAAACUGAAACUGCAGGGUCACCAGCUUCCCUCUGCACUGCCUCCCAUCAUGGUACAAGCACCAGCAGCACUGCCUCCAGCAGGAUUUGGUAUUGGAAGUGUUGCGACAAUGGGAGGUGUACCACCUGUGCCAAUGGGGCCAAUGCCAGUCGUGGGAAUGUCGCCACCAUUGGUGUCUUCUGUACCUACAGCUGGAGUGCCCUCACUACCCAAUGGAACACCUGCUAUGAUACAGCCACUACCAGCCUUUGCUCAUCCAGGAGCCACUUUGCCAAAGAGUUCUUCCUUUAGUCGCUCUGCAUCAGCCACUCAAGCAAAUGCAACAAAAAUGCAAAAGGCACAGUCAUUUGACAUGGGAAAUGCAAAUGCUCCACCCUUGACGACUAGUGUCGAAUGGGCUGUCCCACAAUCGUCCAGGUUGAAAUACCGACAACUAUUCAACAGCCACGAUAAAACUAUGAGCGGACAUUUAACAGGUCCUCAGGCAAGAACUAUCCUAAUGCAAUCAAGUUUACCACAGUCUCAAUUAGCCUCUAUAUGGAACCUUUCUGACAUAGAUCAAGAUGGGAAACUGACAGCAGAGGAAUUCAUCCUGGCUAUGCACCUAAUCGAUAUGGCUAUGUCAGGACAGCCUUUGCCUCCUGGGCUGAGUCGAGAACUAAUUCCACCGACAUUCAGAAGAGCACGUUCUGGAAGCGGAAUGUCGACCGGAAGCUCAGUGGGCUCUGACCAGAGGGUACCCGAGGAACCGCAGGAAGAGGAACCGGAAAAGAAACUGCCUGUGACGUUUGAGGAUAAGAAGCGGGAGAAUUUCGAACGGGGGAAUCUUGAGCUGGAGAAGAGGCGGCAAGCUCUCCUGGAGCAGCAGCGUAAGGAGCAGGAGAGGCUCGCCCAACUGGAGCGAGCGGAACUUGAGCGCAAAGAGAGGGAACGGCUGGAGCAAGAGAGGAAAAGGCAGCAGGAGCUGGAGAGGCAGCUGGAGAAACAGCGAGAGCUGGAACGUCAUCGAGAGGAGGAGCGAAGAAAGGAGAUUGAAAGGCGAGAGGCUGCAAAACGUGAACUCGAGAGGCAACGGCAGUUGGAGUGGGAGCGAAAUCGACGGCAGGAACUUCUGAACCAGAGGAACAAAGAGCAAGAAGAUAUCGUGGCCUUGAAAGCAAGAAAAAAGACCUUGGAGUUUGAACUUGAAGCUCUCAAUGAUAAAAAGAACCAGCUCGAAGGAAAGCUUCAAGACAUCCGAUUUCGUCUCUCAACUCAACGACACGAGAUUGAGCACACUAACCAGACGCGAGAGUUGAGAAUUUCUGAAAUCACACGUCUACAGCAACAGUUGCAGGAAUUUCAACAGAUGCUCAGCCGGCUGAUUCCUGAGAAACAGACUCUGAAUGAUAAACUGAAGCAAGUCCAACAGAAUAGUCUGCACAGAGAUUCCAUUCUUUCUAUGAAAAAAUCUUUGGAAACCAAAGAGGUGGCACGUCAGCGCCUUCGCAAUCAACUGGACGAAGUUGAAAAGGAAACCCGGGCCAAACUCCAAGAGAUAGACGUCUUCAAUAACCAGUUAAAGGAUUUAAGAGAAAUUCACAACAAACAGCAAUUGCAGCAACAGAAGGAAGUGGAGCUUGAAAGGCAACAACGGAAAGAACAGGAACGAAGAACGGCAGAGAUCGAGAGACAGCACGAAAAAGAAUUGGCCCAGAGUGCUCCGAGAACAGACAGCAGUGUUAGAAGCUCAGAGAGAGGCAGUCUGCAGGCAGUGAGCAGCAUGUCGUGGAGGGUUAGCCUCGCAAUUCUUUUUCGAGAGCGACUGAACUACUUCAGUAAAUUGUUUAGGUCUGCCCAAGAACGUGAUAAACUUUGGCAGGAACAAGUGCGGAAAGAUGACGAGGAACGACGCAGGAAGCUCCAGGAAGAGGAAAAGCAGAGGCAGGAAGAAGUUUCUCAACAGAAAGAGAUCGAGAACAAAAGUAAACAGGAGAGACGGGAAAUAUUAAACCGAAUGUUCCAGCAACAUCCAGAGCCACCGAAAGAGCAAUCUCAGUCAGGCUGGCAGGCAUCAGACAAACCGAGCCCUGUGAAUAUUGAUCAAGAUGGUGUUAAGGUGGUGUAUUACAGAGCAUUAUAUCCAUUUGAAGCUCGGAGUCAUGACGAACUAACUAUUCAACCUGGGGAUGUAAUAAUGGUUAAAAGGGAAUGGGUGGAUGAAAGCCAGACCGGGGAGCCUGGCUGGCUCGGAGGUGAACUGAAAGGAAAAACAGGAUGGUUUCCCGCUAACUAUGCGGAGAAGGUGCCAGACAGUGAAGUGCCUCCCAAUUUGCAUCCAGGACCCAAGCUCACGGGAAAGAUCGCCCCCCAUACUGUGGCUGCCAGCGUGGCUCAGCCAGCAACGGAGUCUACCUCCUCCUCCUCCUCCUCCAACUGGGCAGAUUUUAGCUCCACCUGGCCCACAACCAGCAAUGAGAAAAACGAGAGCGAUAACUGGGAUGCCUGGUCUACCCAGCCUUCACUCACUGUGCCCAGUGCAGGACAACACCGUCAAAGAUCAGCCUUCACCCCCGCAACAGUCUCCGGAUCCUCUCCCUCUCCUGUCCUGGGGCAGGGUGAAAAGGUUGAAGGGCUUCAAGCACAAGCACUGUAUCCUUGGAGGGCUAAGAAAGAUAAUCACCUCAACUUCAACAAGAAUGAUAUCAUCACAGUUCUAGAGCAACAGGACAUGUGGUGGUUUGGAGAAGUUCACGGACAGAAGGGCUGGUUCCCCAAAUCUUACGUGAAGCUCAUUUCAGGACCCGUGAGGAAAUCCAUCAGUGUGGAUUCUGCAUCUUCCGACAGCCCGCCGAGCCUGAAGAGGAUAACCACAUCACCGUCAAAGCCAAUACUCCCACCACCACCACCACAGCCAGAAGGGCUUUGCAAAGACGAGGUCUCUUCGCCUCGACCUCCCUCUCUCCCGAGAAAAGAUUCCUCCUUGAGGGUUCCCUGUCCUUCGGAGAUUUUGUUUGCGGCUUCUGGAGGAGAAGAAUACUUGGCCAUGUACACCUAUGAAAGCAGUGAACCGGGAGAUUUAACUUUCCUGCAAGGAGAUCUGAUCAUUGUGACAAAGAAGGAUGGAGAUUGGUGGUCAGGAACUGCUGGAGAUAAAACUGGUGUCUUUCCUUCCAACUACGUCAAACAAAAGGACUCUGAGGUACCUGGUCAGGCAGGAAAGACUGGAAGUCUUGGAAGAAAGCCAGAAAUUGCUCAAGUGAUUGCACCUUACACAGCGACAGGCGCUGAACAGCUAACACUAGCUCCCGGUCAGUUAAUUCUGAUUCGAAAGAGAAACCCUGGAGGGUGGUGGGAAGGAGAGCUUCAGGCUCGAGGGAAGAAACGACAAAUAGGCUGGUUCCCUGCCAAUUAUGUGAAACUUCUGAGCCCUGGAACAAAUAAAAGUACGCCAACCGAUGCUACGAAACCUCAAUCAGCCACUGCAUUGUUCCAAGUGAUCGGUAUGUAUGACUACAUCGGGCAGAACGACGAUGAACUCGCCUUCGCCAAAGGCCAGCUCAUCAGUGUCCUCAACAAGGACGAUCCCGAUUGGUGGAAGGGCGAGCUGAACGGGGUCACGGGUCUGUUCCCAUCCAACUACGUCAAGCUGACCACGGACACGGACCCCAGCCAGCAAUGGUGCGCUGACUUGCAUUUGUUGGAUAUGUUGACCCCUUCUGAGAGGAAGAGACAAGGCUACAUUCACGAGCUCAUUGUGACAGAAGAGAAUUACGUCACUGAUCUCCAGCUCGUCACUGAGGUCUUCCAGAAACCGCUGCUAGAAUCUGAUCUGCUGACGGAGAAAGAGGUCGCCAUGAUUUUUGUCAACUGGAAAGAGCUGAUCAUGUGCAACAUCAAACUGCUGAAGGCUCUGCGUGUCCGGAAGAAGAUGUCUGGGGAGAAGAUGCCGGUCAAGAUGAUUGGCGACAUCCUCACAGCUCAGCUCCCCCACAUGCAGCCGUACAUACGCUUCUGUAGCUGUCAGCUCAAUGGCGCUGCCCUCAUCCAGCACAAAACCGAUGAAGUUCCCGAAUUCAAGGACUUUGUGAAGAGACUAGCAAUGGACCCGCAAUGUAAAGGGAUGCCCCUGUCGAGUUUUUUACUGAAGCCAAUGCAGAGGGUGACCCGUUACCCCUUAAUAAUCAAAAAUAUCCUAGAAAACACCCCCGAAAAUCACCCCGAUUACAGUCACCUGAAACAGGCCCAGGAAAAGGCCGAGGAACUGUGCUCCCAGGUGAACGAGGGCGUGCGGGAGAAGGAAAAUUCCGAUCGGCUGGAAUGGAUUCAGACGCACGUUCAGUGUGAAGGUCUAUCUGAGCAACUUGUUUUUAAUUCCGUCACAAAUUGCCUGGGUCCGCGUAAAUUCCUUCACAGCGGUAAACUGUACAAGGCCAAGAGUAACAAAGAACUGUACGGGUUCCUCUUCAAUGAUUUUCUGCUGCUAACGCAGAUCAUUAAGCCGCUGGGCUGCUCAGCAACGGAAAAGGUCUUCAGCUCCAAGUCGAACCUCCAAUACAAAAUGUACAAGACUCCCAUCUUUCUCAACGAGGUUUUGGUGAAGUUACCCACCGACCCCUCUGGGGAUGAGCCCAUCUUCCACAUCUCCCACAUAGACAGGGUUUACACCCUCCGAGCUGAGAGCAUCAACGAGAGGACUGCCUGGGUUCAAAAGAUCAAAGCCGCUUCGGAACUUUACAUAGAAACUGAGAAAAAGAAGCGAGAAAAGGCCUACUUGGUUCGUUCACAAAGGGCUACCGGUAUUGGAAGGCUAAUGGUAAAUGUUGUUGAAGGCAUCGAGCUGAAAGCGUGCAGGUCGAAUGGAAAGAGCAAUCCCUACAGCGAGGUGACCAUGGGCUCUCAGUGCCACAUCACGAAAACCAUUCAGGACACUCUGAAUCCCAAGUGGAACUCCAAUUGUCAGUUCUUCAUCAAAGACCUGGAGCAGGAUGUGCUCUGCAUCACAGUCUUUGAGAGAGACCAGUUCUCCCCGGACGACUUUUUAGGACGCACAGAAAUCCACGUGGCCGAUAUAAAGAGGGAUCAGGGGUCCAAGGGUCCAGUUACGAAGCGCUUGCUCCUGCAUGAGGUUCCCACGGGUGAGAUCGUGGUUCGCUUGGACCUGCAACUGUUCGACGAAACGUAAGGGCAGCGACGCAGGUCAUCCGGGCCCCGUCGGAGAAGCUGCGACUUGAUCGACCUUCACAUUCCACUCCCAGCUCCGUGUGAAUCUGGACUCCCCGACCCCCCCGUCACCCAAACCACACGGCAAUGAAGGCCGAACGUCUAUUCCAAGCACCGACCGGAGUCUCCUAACGAUGGCUCGG